AAUCACUGCUGGCUACUGCAAAGAUAUAAACAAACGGCACUGCUCGGCCACUUUCUAUGGUGCUGUUUAAUAACAAAUUGGAUAUAUUUCACCCACAAUCAUGGCUCUGGCAGUGAAACGAUCAAUUUCGGAAAUCAGCACACUUCCGGAACCGGCCACGAUAGUCCCCCAGAUUACAACCCAUCGGCUCUACAAACGCAUCCGUCGCAAUGCCUGCAAAUCCAGCGGCACACUCACCUCCAUCCUGUCCUACGUAAACAUGCUCGAAGAUGCGUCCAGCAACGAUGCGCUGCAGAUUCUGCUCAAAAUCACCGACUCGAUGCACUUCGAUGAAAGCGAGUUCCCGGACGCCAUCCGCAAGCUGGUGGAACACUUCCAGCGCGAGCCGGAGUCGGCCGUGCGGGUGAAGAUUCUCUCCCUGUUUGCCGAUCUGGCCACCGAAACCGGCAUCGAUGGGCAGCAGCUGAUCGAUGAGGUCAUUAAGCUGCUGAAGGUGGAGCAAUCGGCCAAAGUCAUCUCGCAGGGGCUGAUAGUGCUGGAAAAGAUUGGCAAAUCGUUCACCCCGUCCGUGGCGUACAUCAAUCAGAUGGUGUUUUUCGCCAAGGUGAAGCUGUUCUCGCCCAGCCACAAUGUGCAGCGCCAUGCCAUCCUGCUGUUGGGCGUGUUCGUGCUCGUUUCGGACGCGGAAAAGGAAAGUCUCGAGCUGAUCGGAAAGUACACCGAUUCGCCGGAUGCGCGUGUCCGUGCGCAAGCAUUUCGUUCGAUGUUGACACUGGGGGAGCGGGGCGUGCAGCUGCCACCGUCCCUGUAUCCGAGGGCUUGUGCCUCACUAACGGACGAUUAUGAGUGUGUUAGGAGGGAGGCACUAAACAUGGUUUUCGAGCUGGGCGUGCGGCAUCCGGAAGAGAUGAUAAAAGUGCAAGACUCCGAACAGGAGGUGCGCCUGAUCGAUGACGCGUUCGGCAAGGUUUGCUCUGCGAUUUGUGAUCUCUCGAUGAACAUUCGCACGCUCGCGGCAGAGCUGCUCGGUGGCAUGACGAUGGUGAGCGACGAGUUCCUGCACCAAACGCUGGACAAGAAGCUGAUGAGCAACAUGCGCAAGAAGCGAAGUCUGCACGAGCGAAGCGCGGCCCAUUUCGCAAGCGGAGAGUGGUCGAGCGGCAAAAAGUGGGCCGACGACGCACCGAAGGAAGUCAUCAGUGCCGAUUCCGUGUCGCUGAUGGCGUCCGGCGCGUGCGGGGCCCUGGUGCAGGGGCUGGAGGAUGAAUUUCUCGAGGUGCGUACGGCUUCGGUCAACUCGAUGUGCAAACUGGCGCUCAAGAAUCCGCUGUUUGCGGUCACGUCGCUCGAUUUUCUCGUCGACAUGUUUAACGACGAAAUCGAGGAGGUGCGGCUGCGGGCGAUCUACAGCUUGACCGCCAUCUCGAGGCACAUUAUCCUGCGCGAAGAUCAGCUCGAGACGAUGCUCAGCUCGCUGGAAGAUUACUCGGUGGAGGUGCGCGAAGGGCUGCACCUCAUGCUGGGAGCGUGUAAAGUGUCCACCAAGGCGUGCCUCACGCUCGUUGUGCAGAAAGUGCUGGAUGUGCUGCUAAAGUACCCGGAAGAUCGUCUCUCGACGUUCGGGUGCAUGCAGCGCGUGGGCCAGAAGCAUCCGGAGAUUUGCAUGUCCAUCACGCCACAGCUACUGCUGGACCAUCCGUUCUUCGAUAGCGCCGAACGAGACGUUGAAGAUCCCGCGUACGUGUGCGUACUUAUCAUGCUGUUCAAUGCAGCGCAGCAUCUACCGGCCAUGCUGAGCUUGUUCCCCGAAACCACAAUCAAACACUACGCGUACCUGCGUGACACGAUGCCCAACUUUGUGCCUCGCCUGGCCGUUGGCGGAGACACGAAGGAGCUCAAUCUGAUCGGGUCCACUGGCUCGAGACAGUUCCUGGAAACGCUGCUUAGCAACAUUCAGCGCGCCUACUCCGCUCCCCAGGCCCGGCAAGCGUUGCUGAAAGCGGCCCAGGAUGAUUUGGAUCGCUUGGCCGAGAUUGAUCCGGCCUUCUCGGGAACGGCCAACUUCACGUCCGUGUUUUUCGGCGCACAGCUGCAGAUGGAGCAGCUGCAGCUGGCCGCCACGGGCCAUUCGAUCAAGGCCCCGAUCAAGGAGUGUCUUCUGCAGCUGAUCAAAAAGUGUCUGAUGCUGCAGAAUCUCUUCUCGAACCUCACGAUCGAUGAUCAGUUGUUGGUGAAGCAAAUGUGUCUACGCGCCAGUGCCCUCAAUCUGGUGCUAAUCGUGAAGGACCGGUCGCAGAGUGCCCUCGGGCCUUGCCAGCUAUUGCUGCACAUUGCAAGCGAUGCGAGUAGCUUCCUGCAGGAAAAUACCCCGCUCAUUGCGGACACGUUUACGAGCGCCAUCCUGACCAAGCUGGCAUCGGUGGGCGAUCCGAAACCGGGCCGUGUUUAUCGAGAGAUUUUACCGAUCGUUCAGACGGCUGCCCCAGUAGUUAUUCCCCAAAUCAACACAAAUAUCAAAAUGUGCAAAGCACGAAUCAUUGAACCGACCGAAAACUCGUACAGCGCGGAGAACGUCAUCAAGGUGACGGCGGGGUUGAUCGCUGCGGUUCCGUUUGUGGCCGAGUUGGAAAAUCUGCAGCAAAGCCAGCGGCAAGAUCUGCGCCUGAAGGUGAAGUAUCCGGACCAGAACGUGCACAUCAUCGUGCCGCGCAAGCGCGACCUGAAGAAGGUAAUGACGGAGCAGGGCGAAAGCGAAUCGCAGUGGCGAUUGCGGACGAAGGUUCUGCUGUCGCACGGCGUCUGGACCGAAGCAUCGACCGUUGAGAUAACGAUCUGUUUGUCGGUAAAGCCCAACAAUGAGCUGGAGCUGUGCAAACCGGUCAAGGUGCACUUUGCACCCAAACCCGUCAAACGAGGAUUGUAAGACGAAGCUCACAGUGGGUGGACUGGCGCACUAACUAACUAACGUUAAGUCUAAUUUGUAUGUACAUUUAAAACAAAAUACAAAUACUAAAAAAGGAGAA
Molecule: messenger RNA, 3023 nt
Organism: Anopheles arabiensis
Lineage: Eukaryota; Metazoa; Arthropoda; Insecta; Diptera; Culicidae
Gene: IntS4
Product: integrator complex subunit 4
Exons: 4
Coding region: 101-2923 (940 amino acids)
Biological process (GO): snRNA processing
Cellular component (GO): integrator complex
Source: RefSeq, a predicted model, not a curated record